AUGAGGCUGCUGCCAGUUGUUGUUACAGUGUCACUAACGGUGGCGCUCGCUUAUUAUGUUUACAUCCCGCUGCCAGAUGCCAUCCAGGAGCCGUGGAAGCUGAUGAUGCUGGAUGCUGGAUUCCGAACAACGAUGCACCUGGCCUCUUUAAAGUCUUGGCUGGGCUUUGACCAUUACAUCACGUCAAUCAGGCGGUCUUCAGACGGGUUUGAAGGCAUGAUGAAGGGGCUGAGUAGUUCUGAGUCUGGCGCAGGAGGGGUCAUGCCCGGAGUCAAAGUCAGCGACAUCACUUUCGCCGGCGUCCCAGUCCGUGUUUACGAGCCCCCGGCUGGAGGGGAGGGUCAUCUGAGGAGAGGGCUGAUGUUUUUUCACGGAGGAGGCUGGGCCCUCGGCAGUGCCAAGAAGGGGUCGUAUGAUACCAUCAACCAGAUGUUGUCCGACGAGCUCAACACUGUUGUGGUCUCUGUUGAGUACCGUAUGUAUCCAGAGGUGCACUUUCCAGUGCCGUAUUUAGACUGCCUUGCCGCUGCCAAGCACUUCUUGUCCCCAGAGGUUCAGGCCAGGUAUGCAGUCGACCCUGAGCGUGUGGCUGUGGCAGGUGACAGUGCUGGAGGAAACCUGGCUGCUGCGGUCGCUCAGGAGAUUUCCAUAGAUGACACUAUGAGUGUGAAAUUCAGCGUCCAGGCGUUGAUCUACCCAGUGCUCCAGGCUCUGGACUUCAACACGCCCUCCUACUUGCAGAACCAAAAUAUACCCAUCCUCUACCGGCACCUUAUGGUCCGCUUCUGGCUGCAGUACCUCGGUGCUGACCUCUCCCUGCAGUCCCAGUUGCUGGCGAACAACCACAGCUCCUUACACCUCUCAAACAUCACCCCAGAGCUGAGGGCGCGGGUAGACUGGACCGUCCUCCUGCCCCCGAAACACAAGAAGAACUACAGGCCUCUGAUUGUGGAAAAAGGUUCACAGGGGGCAGGGAAGGAGGUGCCGGGGUUGCUGGAUGUGAGGGCGUCACCACUGUUAGCAGGACCGGAGGUUUUGGCUAAAUGCCCUCGAGCAUACAUCCUAACAUGCGAAUAUGACGUGUUGAGGGAUGAUGGUCUGAUGUACGCGCGGCGCUUACAGGACGCAGGCGUCACAGUUACCCACGAGCACUAUGUCGACGGCUUCCACGGAUGUUUCACCUUUAUAACCUGGCCAAUGGAAUUUGAUGUAGGGAAGCGAGCACUCAGGGGUUACCUCAAUUGGCUGCAGAACAACUUGUGAGAGUGUGUAUGUGUGUGCAAGUGAGUGAAAGAGUCUUUAUGAGUGCAUGCAUGUGGGUGUGGGUGUUUUACUGAUAUGAAUGAACUAGUCCUUGCUUAAUGAAUCUGAGCUCUUUGCUUAAAAUACAAGCUCAGGACCCUUCUGCCCCCCUCCACACACACACACACACACACACACACACACACACACACACACACACACACACACACACACACACACACACACACACACACACACACGUGGAUAAAUGGAUAAAUGAACCAGGUGUUUCCACUGGGAGGACCACAUCAGUACACUUAUUCUUAUCCACAAACACAUGAGCAAUAUACUUCCCGUGUUAUUGGUUUUAUACUUAACUUUUAGAAUAAAACAAACAAAAAAAAUGUUUAAACUAUGUUACUCUAGCGCCACCAUUAGGUUGACAUUUGUGAUUAUGAAAUUUGGCACGCACAUUCAUGGAUCCCUCCGAUUCAUUUGUAAUAACUGUGGUUGAUCCCUUAACUUUUAAUUUCCAGGUUGAAAUUGUAAUUUGCCCACUAACUGCAAACCUGAUGCCAUUCUCAUCAGCCUCAGCUGUACAUUUUAGGUUUAGUGCUAAUUAUCAAAUGUUAGCAUGAUGACAUGCUAAACUAAGAUAGGGAACAUGGAAAACAUUAUCUGCUUAGCAUCAGCACUUUAGUAUUGUCGGUGUGGGCAUGUUAGCAUGCUGACAUUAGCAUUUAGCUCAGUACAGCCUCACAGAGCCGCUAGCAUGGCUGUCGACUCCUGUUGUAGUAAGAAAGAACAAAGUUCCCAUCAAACAUGGGACAGAUAACAUUUGUAAAUUAUAUAUUUUGAAUGGGGAAUUCAUGACCUUUCUUGUGAGCUUUUUGUGUGUUCACCGCUGUAGUAAACACUCAUCUUGUGCUCCUUGCACCACAAGAGGUGAUGUCUUUCCUGACAGAUGAUGCUUGACAAUCACUAACAAAAUGCACUAUUUACUUAAGUUUCAUUCCGUUUAUUAUUCACAGUGUUCGGGACAUUUUAUGUAUCUGAACAUGCCCUUACUAUGCAUUAAACACAGUAGCAGUCCCAAAAUGAGUAGUAUAUCAUUCUCCUUAAAAUCUGCUCUGCUGUGUCAGCUCUCUCUUAGCCUGUGAUGUUUAAUAUGUUAAACGCUAUCUAAGUUUUUUUGUCAUGUUUCCCAGAAUAAAAGCACCUGUACUGUGAGUGGAGGUUGUGUGUGACUGAAGUG
Molecule: messenger RNA, 2497 nt
Organism: Sander lucioperca (pikeperch)
Lineage: Eukaryota; Metazoa; Chordata; Actinopteri; Perciformes; Percidae
Product: neutral cholesterol ester hydrolase 1-like
Exons: 5
Coding region: 1-1263 (420 amino acids)
Cellular component (GO): membrane
Molecular function (GO): carboxylic ester hydrolase activity
Source: RefSeq, a predicted model, not a curated record